AAAUCAUAACAUUAAAUAUAGAGGGAUACAAAAAAUAUAACAUAAAAGAUGUCACAACAUAAAGAAGAAAAAAAGACUUUACUAAUAUAGGGUUUGAGAGAAAAUGAGAGAAAUAUUAGAGAAUUCACAUCAAUUCAAAUUUGAGAUGAAAUAAUGGAAUAAUUCAAUAAAAAAAAGUUUGACUAAAGUUAAAAAUAAAUAUAUGAUUUCUUUGAAAAUCUAACUUUUUUAUGAUAAAAGAGGGGAAAAAAAAACUUUCAUUGAGCUAGCAGAGCUAAUUGCUAAAAAAAUAACAAAAAUUUCGUGAUAUUUCGAAAAAUUGGAGACCCUCUUUACCGAAAUUUCGAGGCUAUGAAAUUCGAAACUUCGACCAAAAAUUUUCACUAUGAAAGUAUUAUCAAUUGGCAAUAAUCAAGGCUCCUUUGAAAAAAAAAAUACAUAAUAAUAAUAUUAAAUUAGAAGUCUACGGGCCACAUAUACUUUAUCAUGAACGACAAUAAUUGAAUUCGUAAUGUGCUCUCUUUUUUUUCAGUCUAUAUAAGGGGAGAAAGAGGGUGGACGAUCCAUCUCAUAUCGAAUCAAAGAUAUUUCAAACUUUGCAUAUUUCUUCUUCUUGAAACCCAAAUAUCACCAAAUUCUUUGCUUCAGUUCUUCUUUCUAUCCAAAUAUCAAUGGCCGAAACAAAGUUCUCAAUUAAACUUCACAGCAAUAAUGAUCAAUGUCUCAGUUCUUCUUUCUUCCAAUUACUCUCUGAUAAUUCUCAUAAGGAUUUAAUGAGCUGCACUCUGGAUGAUUCUUUGAAAACUUUGAAUUUGAUUGAUGCUGUCCAUCGUCUAGGUCUCGACUACCGUUUCAAAACCGAGAUUGAUGUCAUUUUACAACACCAAUAUGCAAUUUUUAUCGAUCUCGACGGUGAUCAUAUGAAUGACAACAACCUUCAUGAGGUUGCACUUCGCUUUCGACUUCUAAGACAACAAGGUUAUUACGUGUCUUCAGAUGUGUUCAACGUUUUCAUGGAGGAGGAGGGACAUUUCAAGCAGAAUCUUGAGCAAGACAUCAAAGGGUUAAUGAGUUUAUAUGAAGCUUCACAUUUAUGCUUACCAGGAGAAGAAGAUAUACUCGACGAAGCAAAAAAAUUUAGCUCCAAAAUCUUAAAAGAAUACAUCACAAACAAUAGUAUUGAUAGCAAAGAGGCUAAUAAUGUUUCAAGAACUUUGGCAAAUCCAUAUCAUACAAGCUUCUCAAAAUUCAUGGUCAAAGAUUAUUUUGGAAUAGGAGAUUUAGAUGCCACAAAUAAUGGAUGGGCCAAUGCUUUUCAACAACUGGCCAAAAUGGAUUUCAACAUCGCCCAAAAUAUGCACCAACAAGAACUUUUCCAAUUCAAACGAUGGUGGAAAGAGACGGGUCUAGGUAAAACAUUGCCAUUUGCAAGGGACCAACCACUUAAAUGGUACAUUUGUUCGUUGGUUUGCCUCAUAGAUCCAUGUUUUUCCGAUGAAAGGAUUCAACUUUCAAAAGCCGUCUCCUUUAUCUAUCUUAUCGACGACAUGUUCGAUGUUUAUGGCUCGCUCGGCCAGCUUACAUUGUUCACAGAAGUAGUUAAAAGAUGGGAUGUUACAAUGGCCGAAGCACUACCAGAGUGUAUGAAGAUCUGUUUCAAAUCACUUUACCAAAUCACUAAUGAAAUUAGUAGUAAAAUCUAUAAGAAGCACGCUUGGAAUCCUAUCGACUCUUUACAAAAAUCGUGGGCAAAGCUUUGCGACGCAUUCCUUGUGGAAGGAAGAUGGUUUGCUAGUGGUGAUUCUCCAAGUGCCGAAGAGUAUUUAAGAAAUGGAGUUGUGAGCAGUGGAGUUCAUGUGGUUUUGGUUCAUGUCUUCUUUUUGUUAGGACAAUCAAUUACCAAUCAUACUGUUCAUCUUUUAGACAAUGACCCAAUUAUUAUUUCUUCUGCUGCUACCAUUUUGCGCCUUCAAGAUGACCUGGGAACUGCCAAGGACGAGAAUCAAGAGGGAUAUGAUGGAUCAUAUGUGAAUUACUACAUGAUAGACAAUCAAGAUGCUUCUAUUGAGACCACUCGAAACCACAUUGCCAAUUUGAUUUCAAAUACAUGGAAGAAGCUCAAUAAAGAAUGUUUGUCCUCCAGUAAUCCAUUCCCUCUUCCUUUCGUUGAAGCUUCUUUGAAUAUUGCAAGAUUUGUGCCCAUUUUAUACGGUUAUGAUCAAAACCAAAACCUUCCCACGCUUGAGAAGCUUGUCAAAUGCAUGCUGUAUAAAAAAGUGUAAUGUAAUAAUGAUUAAACUAUAUUUAUACCAUAUUAAAAUGAGCUAUAAUAGGAGAAUUUUCUUCUUCCCUUUUCGUCCAUAUAUAUUUUGACAAUUCCCCUCUUGCCUUUUAUAAGGUAGCUCUCCAAUUGACGUAGUAGUUCUCAUGUGUCUGUUAAUGUUGAAGGGACAUGAUUAUUUGGAUUUGAUAACGAUGAGAC
This is a messenger RNA of Benincasa hispida (wax gourd), 2482 nucleotides long. The record is from RefSeq and is a predicted model, not a curated record. Lineage: Eukaryota; Viridiplantae; Streptophyta; Magnoliopsida; Cucurbitales; Cucurbitaceae.